Molecule: messenger RNA, 1167 nt
Organism: Trypanosoma conorhini
Lineage: Eukaryota; Euglenozoa; Kinetoplastea; Trypanosomatida; Trypanosomatidae
Product: pteridine reductase
Exons: 1
Coding region: 1-1167 (388 amino acids)
Molecular function (GO): oxidoreductase activity
Source: RefSeq, a predicted model, not a curated record
AUGGGCCAUGGGGCAGCAGCAGCAGCAGCGCGGCGGCGAGUGAAGCCGCCUUCCACGCCCACCGAGGGAGGCUCGGAGUGUGAGACUGUGUGUGUGCGUGUGUGUGGUGUAGCGGAGAAAAAAGUCGCGGAGUGUUGUCGCGGAAAAAUGUUGUUGAGUGUUGUCCGCCGCGGUUGCGUUGCCCUGCGGUGUGUGUUGGCGCGUUGGGCCCCGUUUUGCCGCCCCGCCCCGGGCAUAACUCCGCCGCCGCCUCUGGUGACCGCCUUCUGCCGUCUUUUUCUGCUUGAGGAGGGAAAGGGAGGGAAGCGGCGCGGGAAGGAACGCGAGAGGGGGGAAUGGCUGGAGUGUCGGGUGCAGCCGCGGCGUGUCCGGCGGCCGUUGUCACCGGGGCGACGCGGCGCGUCGGCCGCAGCAUCGCCCUGCGGCUGCACCGGCGGGGGUUUCGAGUUGUCGUGCACUACCGCCACUCCGAAUCGGCGGCGCAGCGUCUCGUCGCGGAGCUCAACGCCUCCCGUGCCGAGUCUGCCGCGGCGUGCGGGGGGGGGCCUUGGCCUCGGCGGCCCUCUCCUCGAGUGCUGCGAGGGCAUCAUCGACUGCUCGUUCCGCGCCUUUGGUCGGUGCGACGUGCUGGUGAACAACGCCUCCGCGUAUUGCCCGACCCCGCUGCUGCCCGGAGACGACACGGGCGACGCCGCGGGCGCCCAGCCGUUUGAUGUGCGCGUCGCCGAGCUGUUGGGCUCAAACGCCGUCGCGCCGCUGUUUUUGAUCCGGGCGUUUGCCCGCCGACAGGCCGAAGUGGGCGGGUCGGAGGGUCGCGACCUGUCGGUGGUGAACCUCUGCGACGCCAUGGCCGACCUCCCGCUGCCGGGCUUUUCUGCCUACACGAUGGCGAAGCACGCGCUCGACGGGCUCACGAGGGCGGCGGCGCUGGAGCUGGCGCCGCGCCACAUCCGUGUCAAUGCGGUGGCGCCGGGGUUGGGUCCUCUCCCCCCCGCAAUGCCGCAGGCGACGCGGGAGGAGUACCGCCGGAAUGUGCCGCUCGGCCAGCGCGAGGCCUCCGCCGCCGAAAUCGCGGACGCCGUCGCCUUCCUCGUAUCGAAGGACGCAGCGUACAUCACCGGCGCCACGUUGAAGGUGGACGGCGGGCUGAGUCUCGCCCGGGCGUGA